This is a messenger RNA of Anastrepha obliqua, 4143 nucleotides long. RefSeq lists its product as uncharacterized. The transcript is spliced from 6 exons. Gene Ontology annotation, molecular function: dopamine receptor binding. The coding region runs from base 326 to 3460 and encodes 1044 amino acids. The record is from RefSeq and is a predicted model, not a curated record. Lineage: Eukaryota; Metazoa; Arthropoda; Insecta; Diptera; Tephritidae.
GCUUUGUCCACGAAUAUCAGAAUUCCAAUUUGCAAAAAGUAAAGAAUUUUCAAUUGGUACAACAAUACAAAUCCGUCAUAGUUAGAAAUCAAAUUAGGAUCGGUUUAUUCUGUGCAAGGAAUGACAAAUACACAAAUUACUUCGUUAUAACAGUAAAACAAACAGUUGUUUACAUAUAAAGACUUUAAUGGUGAAAGAAAGAGAACAAAAUUAGGACGCAUCAGCGACGUGCUUUUAAUGAACACAUUACUUGUUCACGGCACCUCAAACUCCGGCAGCAGUCUGAGCAAAGCAACAGCGUGCGCAGUGUUGGGCGACAUCUGACAUGUCCACGCAUGAUGGCGCUCACAACGAGGAUGCAUAUUGUCCCUUGCCCUCGUCAGCUGGAGUUGAGGUCACAUCGCAUUUGCUGGCUCAACGUUUGAACGCCACAGGCCCACCGGCGCAAACUCUCUUGAUGGGCUCACAUUUUAUACCAUCGCAAGCGCAGACACGCCAGCAACAGCCCCAACAGGCUCUCCAACAACAGUAUAAUGAAUAUUUCUACAAUUUGUACGCAACGCAACCAGGACAACCCGAAACAUAUUCAGUGUUACCAGUUGGACGAGGAAAUUUUCUGAAAGUGUAUCACUGCCAGGAAAAUACAGCUAACACGGGUCUUUCAAAUGAGAGCAAUGCGUUAUAUCGUGCUCAAGCGCAACCAACAGCUCCCCCACACCAAUUUCAACACCAACCGCAACCGGCGUUCCAUAUGCGACAACCACAACCUCAGCCUCCACCACCGCAGUUCUUCAACAGUUACGAGCUCUUUUCAAGCAAUACUUUAAUGCCGACGCCAGACAACCAAGCUACUCUGGGCCGUACUGAAAUUAAAACAACAACAAUGCAAGUGUCACAGCAGGCGCCUAUAUAUAUGUUGAAUAGCCAUGAGGAGCCUAUUUUGUCGCAAACCGCCACCACUUCAAACACUAAUAUGAUUAUAAAUAAACUGGUUAAUAAUUGGUCACCCAAAGUAACUGAUACACCAAUUCAAGCGCCUACUGUAGUGUUGAAUUCAGAACUUCCUCUAGCUGUGCAUGAGCUAGAAAUUCCUAAAUCUGGACUUGUGCAAAAUUUAAUCAACGAUCCUGAACUCGCAGAAGAACCAACGCAAAAUUCAUUUGCUGCUGAGCCAAUUGUGUCGCAACCGAUGCCAGUAUUGCCUGUAACUCGAGUGCCGCCCAUAGAUAUGCCAUCUACUGAAAACCAAAAUGACCCCAAAGAGGCAGCGACUGAUGUCGCAACUACAUCACCUAGUGCCACACUACCGACACCAACAACAUCAAGUCCUAUUAAUGCUGUGCCUGAAGUGAAAAAACGUAUUGUGGCCGAAGUAAAACCUAUGCGAAUGUCCUAUUCAGAUGUGCUGAGUAAAAUAAAUAACCAACAACCUUCUACUGCACAAUCGCACAACAAUAAACAGUCAUUGGGAAAAAAUGGGAAAACCCCAGGGCCUGAGCGGAAGUUUGAAAACAACAAGGGUAACUCGGAAAACGGUCAAGCCGGAGCCGGUAUAAUACGGAGGCCAACAAGUAUUGGUGACGAGGCGAGCAUCCCAAUGCGCCAAGGUAAAAAAUCGCCUACACAUGAAAACAAAGAGAACUUUCAGCAGCUGCAGAAUAGCAGUAACUCUAAAAAUCCCAAACGUUCAAAUAACAACAGCAAUGGCGCAAGCAUUAUCAAUGUCAAUAACUUGAGCAAUACUCAGCAGAAGCAGGGGCCGAAAAGCAACCAAAAACCAACCACAUCAGAAAUCAAUGCUACUUGCAGUGUUAACGGUAUUAGUAAAAAUAACAGUAUCUCGAAUGGUAAAAGGCGCAUGAACAACAAACGCAAUGACUUGGACACUAACAAAACGGAGGCGAAUGUAACAAAGAAUCAAAAACCAAAUGCCAUGAAUAUGGAAAAAGAAUUCAAUGGUUAUUACAAUGUCACAGCUAAAAAUAGUGAUGUCGGGGAACGUGCGUCCAGGCCAACUAAUAAUGGAUUUGUUCCAACUUCCACUAGCACUAAUUCGUCAACAACAACUAAUCGCAAAUCAAACAAAUCCUCCUCUUCGCUAUACGGCAAUUCUAACGCUUCAUCUUUCGGUACGAAUCAGUCACGCACACGGUACAGCAAUGCUAACUCAAAUUCCUCCUAUUCGUACUCGUCGAAACGCAGCCGGAAUACUAAUUCCUCCUAUAGCAAUACCUCGGCUGCAACAUCGAAUAGAAACUACGAAUUAGCUAAAAAGUUUCUACGCGCCUGGCUGGAAUAUACCAUAAAGAUACUGACUUGGCUCUUCUAUUUGAUUUAUGAUAUUGUGGUGCUCGGGUGCAGUGUGGGCUACGACCGUUUGGUGCAUGCAUGCGAGUGCGGCAUUGUGUAUGCACAGCAAUUGCGCAAGGACUUCAAACAGAACUCGAAUAAACCAAGUAUCUGGCUCAAAAACUAUUGGCGACGGUUUGAUGCGCGUUUCAAAAAGAAUUCAUACUGGGCUCUUUGGCGACGCUUCUAUCAAAAGAAGCCACCCGAACCGACAACGGAAAGUAUGAAAACUGGACGGCUGCCACAGACGGGCGAGGAGGCCAUGUAUUCGUUACUUAAUUGUAAGGGAAAGGAUGCUUAUAGCAUACUGGGGGUACCGCCUGAUUGCUCACAGGAGCAGAUACGUAAACACUAUAAGAAAAUUGCCGUAUUAGUGCAUCCAGACAAGAAUAAACAAGCAGGUGCCGAAGAAGCUUUCAAAGUGCUCCAAAGAGCCUUCGAAUUGAUUGGAGAGCCGGAAAAACGUCUUGCCUACGACCAGAGUCUAGCUGAAGCCUUACACGCUGAAAAAGCGUGGACUGAGCUGCACGAUUUGCUAUCGCAAUUGCAAACAAAAAUAACCGAAGCUGCCAAUACAAUAAGGUGUAGUACUUGUGGUAUGAGGCAUCCUCGCCGAAUUACGGAUCGACCGCACUAUGCCGCAAGGGAGUGCGCUUCGUGCAAAAUUCGGCAUUCAGCCAGAGAAGGCGAUAUUUGGGCGGAAACUAGCAUGUUGGGGUUGCGAUGGAGAUAUUUAGCGCUCAUGGAGGGCAAAGUCUACGAUAUUACAGAAUGGGCUAACUGCCAGAAAGGCGCACUUUCACACUUGGAGCCGAAUUCUCACAUGGUGCAAUAUCGUAUUGUGCGUGGUGCGCAGCAACAACAGCAGCAACAGCAACAACAACAGCAGCAGCAGCAAGCUUCCACUCAUUCACCACAUCACCAAAAUCCUCAGCAGCCUGGAUCACAUCAUGAACGAAAUAGCAGUGGAAAAUUCAAACGUAAUGUUCCGCCCAGCGAAGCAUCAUUACAUGAGUUCCUCGAUAAUUUGUAUAGCGGUCAACAUCCAAAUCCGGCAAAUUUGUCAUCGGCGUACACAAACCCUUCGCGUAGGCGUACACGCCGCAAUUAAUUCAACUUCAUGUGGAUUAUUUGCGAGCGUUUUCUAUUUUAAUCUAUUAAAAAAAAAUUCUUCAAAUGUACAAGUUUUUAUUAUUUCUUUUAAUUGUUUAUAUGAGAAAUUAACAAUUUUAACUUAAGAUAUGCAUUAUUGCAUCAAAUGACGAUAGAAUAUUUGACAUUAUUAUUCUUUGUUAUAUGUAUAUGUACAUGUGCGCAUGUAAAUUUGUAAUGCAUAUGCAAUUGUACGUACAUACGUGUACUAGUUUAGUAGUUUGAAAUUGCAGACAUGCCUUUAUUCUCGAUUUUUCAAUAGCAUAAAUCUGUGUACGUCGCCCUUUUAAUGGCACCGCAAUUGCAGUUGAUGCAAAUUACAUAUGUAUUUAAUGUACUCGUCUCGUUUAAACGCCAUUUCUACCAAAUACAAGAAGUAUCUUCUAAAAAAGAAGCAAAAACAAAAAAAAAAAAAUACAACUUAACAAAAUUAUUUCAAAACUAAACUAGCAAAAAUAAUAUGGCGUUUGAGAAGAAUUUCACACUGUACGUUAUCCAUACAAAAAAAAUUAAUGAAUGCAAUGGAUGUGAAUGUUCUUUGCUAUGUAUUGUAAUUAAGUGCAUUUGAUGUAUCAAUAAUUAAAAAUUAAAUAAAUAACAUAACAUGCGCUAAAUGCACAAGUGGCGAGCAUGCAAGCAAAA